Messenger RNA from Folsomia candida, 513 nucleotides. RefSeq lists its product as uncharacterized. Lineage: Eukaryota; Metazoa; Arthropoda; Collembola; Entomobryomorpha; Isotomidae. The record is from RefSeq and is a predicted model, not a curated record. The coding region runs from base 58 to 390 and encodes 110 amino acids. The transcript has 3 exons.
CACUCUUAGCAACUUGGUAAAGAAUUCCUAAUAAGCGUCUUUACCGAGCUCUUGGUAAUGACGCGUCCUACAAAAAUUAUACCGGAUUAUUACCGUAUCAAUACCAACCGGAUAACAUUCUUUACCAUAAUUUUAAUCAAGUGCACUACAAGUUGUGGUGCUGACGAGAUCUACAUUUUGGUGUGGUUUAUUACCAUAGUGGUAAGAAUUUUAAUACAUUUGGUAUGGAUUGUGAGACGCUACACAGUGGCGCAUUUUUCAGUUUUAGUUUCUGCUCAGCUCAACUCAAGUCAAAAUGGCGAAAUUAAUCCUAUUCUGCCCGUGGAAGAAAGUGAUAAAAACUUCUGGAAAUUAUAUAGAAUUUUUGGAAACAGUGAAGCAAAAAUUUGAGUUGGAAAUCAGAACAGAGAUUUUUCUGCAAGACGUCAACCGGUGUGGGCUCAUCCAAAAUCGACUGGAGAUUCAUCGGAAUUUGAAGGGGGGACAGACGAGUGUCAAAAACCAUAGUUUGCA